AUGAGUGGUGAAGUUCAAAGUUGGAAAGGAUUAAAUCAAGAGCGAGGGCUUCAAAGGCCAGGUGACACUCGUUGGGAAUCACAUUAUAAAAUAUUGGAUAACUUUGUUAUUUUAUUUUCUUCUAUUAUUCAUGUACUUGGGGUAAUUGAAUGUGAAUGUGAUGUUAAUGAUAGGUUGCAAGCAGAAGGUAAAAUUAAAGCAUUUGAAUUUAUUUUCUUACUUCACUUAAUGUUGAAAGUGUUGAUAAUGUCAAACGAGUUGAGCAAAGCUUUACAGAAGAAAGAGCAAGAUAUUGUUAAUGCCAUGAUAUUUCUUGAUAUCACAAACGAAAGGAUGCAAGAAAUAAGAGAUGAAAGAUGGGAAACAUUGAUGGAUGAAGUAUCUUCAUUUUGUGCAAAACAUGAUAUUUUGGUGCACAAGAUGGAAGAAUUCUAUAUUCCUGGAAAGUCGAAGCGUAGGCUUUCUAGUGUUACUUAUUCACAUUACUUACGUGUUGAGCUUUUUUAUGCAGUGAUUAAUUUUCCACUUCUGGAGUUUAAUAGUCGUUUUGAUGUUGUGAGUAGUAACUUGCUUCUUGGUAUGGCUAGCUUGAAUCCGGCUAACUCAUUUGCUAAUUUUGAUAAGGAAAGAAUAAUGACAUUGGUCAAGCAUUAUCCCGAUGAGUUUGGUGAAUUGAAGCUUUGA
Nicotiana tabacum (common tobacco) is the source of this 684-nucleotide messenger RNA. RefSeq lists its product as uncharacterized. The record is from RefSeq and is a predicted model, not a curated record. NCBI's taxonomy places the organism in Eukaryota, Viridiplantae, Streptophyta, Magnoliopsida, Solanales, Solanaceae.